Portunus trituberculatus (swimming crab) is the source of this 771-nucleotide messenger RNA. RefSeq names its product calcium-binding protein P-like. Lineage: Eukaryota; Metazoa; Arthropoda; Malacostraca; Decapoda; Portunidae. The record is from RefSeq and is a predicted model, not a curated record. The transcript is spliced from 2 exons. The coding region runs from base 1 to 771 and encodes 256 amino acids.
AUGUGGGGCGGGCUGGCCCACUCAGUCAGGGAAGUACUCCUGCAGGGUGGAGUACGCCAGGGUGAUCAGGGUCAGGGUGUGCCCAAUGGAGAGCAGGCUGUCCAACAAAUCAAGGGACAGCCUGCCUUCCCCCCCAACCUCCCUGGCCAGUCCUCCCUGACCUGCGGGGUUCCCGCUGCGGCUGUAGGGAAGGGCCGUCCGGCUCCGGGCUGGCCCCCACCUGGCCAGCCUCAGCGGAGCCGGCCUCCUGCCCCGGGCUGGGCCCCACCUAGCCAGCCUCGGCGGGGCCGGCCUCCUGCCCCGGGCUGGUCUCCACCUGGCCAGCCUCGGCGGGGCCGUCUUCCUGCCCCGCCUCGGGGACAGGGGCGGCCUGAGCCUUUACGGGGGGGUCUGGUUGGCUGCCCACUCUUUUGCCAUUGCAAAAGAGUACUGGGCAGCCCUGCCCCCGCGGACACCCUGCCCCCUGGCCAGGCAGAGGAACAAGACGGCGUGCUGCCUCGCCGUCGUGCGCCUCACGCCUGCCAGGAGGUCUCUCAGGGUCAUUUCCUGGCAGAAGACUAUCCUGUCUCCUGCCAGGCACUCGACCCUGAUGGGUGUCUACGGGUCUUUGGCGGCCAGCCUGCCCACCUUCAGACUGGCCGCCUUCUCCGACACGAGGGGCUUUACCCCCCCUCGGUCCCGUUAGGGAAGGUGAAGGAGGCGAUGGAGCGUCUCCCCUUGCCGCAGCGGCCCGGUGACCGGGGCAGGGACAUCCUGAUGGCGUCCAGUUAA